AUGGCGGAAGCACCAAGCAGGCCGCCAAGUCGCAACGCGGAUAAUCAGACCGAGCAUCACGAAGAUUUCCCGCCAUUGUUUGAAGCUAGAACGAGGAAGCAACUUAGGUCGAAUGAAAAAAGAAGGCUGACGAAUCUCACAAAAAGGAUCAAAAAACACAUGGCAGAAGGCGGUAGCAGAACAGAAGUGAAGUUCUUAAGAAAAGAGCUGGCCACCCAGCUGGAAGAAUGCACAAGAGCCCACAAUUUGUAUCGCCAGUCGAACGACCUAGAUCAUGUACCAUCCGAGGACUGGAUCAUCCAGCUGGAAAACGUCACCGCAACCUAUUAUGGACGUAUCGACGAGUACAUCCGCACGGUCAAUCGACCACCUUCAGCCGUGCCCAGCAAUCCAUCCGAUCGAAGCAGGCAAAGCAUCCGGAGCAACACGACGUGGCUCGACCCAAACCAUCCUAGAGCCUUUCAGCAACCAGAAAAUCCCUUCGACGACCAAGGCUCAGCUUCAAUCAGUGAAAUACGCGAUUUGCCGUCCGAGAUGGAAGAAUACGAGAAUGAUUUAAGACAGCGGCUGGAUGACGAAAGAUUGGCGAGAGAAGAUUUAGAAAGAAGAUUGCAACAGCUACAGACAGACAUGGCAGCGAAAGAAAAAGCCGGUCCUGAAAAAGAAGACAAUGCCGCCACCGCAGCAUUGACAGAAGAAUUACAAAACCUCCGGCUACAGAUGAAUCAAUGGAAGCAGACCCAGGAUGCAGAAAUGGCAAACCGCAUCAAGCUGGAAAAGUCCUUACGGGGCGACAUCGAAAAACAAAAAAGAGAACUGGAAGAAGAAAAACUCGCCCGUCAGACUGAAAAGUAUCGGUACGAACGGGAAAAAGAAAGCGACUGGGACAAAUUUAGGUCCGCCGUCGACGAGCGCUUUGCGCAACAUAAUGAGGCGACAUCCACCAACAAAGAAGCGCACAACACGGAAUCACAUAGACAGCACCAAGGAGCAAGACCCAAGAAACCACCAGCCUCCGCGGGCAACCGAGGUUCCGGUCCGCCACCUUACACGGAAGAUGACGUUUCAAUCGGCGCGGAAUCAGUACAGUCGUAUCAGGCGCCUCAUCAAGACAAAGAUAGCGAUGCAAACAAUUGGUCGUUCAAUCUCAAUGGCAAAGAGGAUCGACAACCGCCAGGAAUUCAUGGAUCGGCGCAUUCCGUCUUUCGUCUUCCGAAGAUGGACCUCAAGCCGUUUGACGGCGACCCGAAGAAUUGGCAAGACUUUAUCGCCAUUUUUCGUGAUUUGGUUCAUGAUAAUUCCAGUCUGACAACGACUCAAAAAAUGGCCAUUCUCAAGCGCUGUCUGACCAGCGAAAUACGAGACGGACUUGGUGAUUCGUUAAGCAGUCCGGCUUUGUACCAAGAGGCAUUGCAAGAGCUGGAAUCAACAUACGGACAUCCCCAGAUCGUGUCGAGGACGUACAUUCAGUCCCUAAUUCAGCUCCAGCGAGUAAGCGCGAAUGAUUACAAGGCGUUAUUGAAAUUUUCGCAAGCUGUAAAUGGAGCAGUAGCCUCGCUGAGAAGCGGCGGCUACCAACACGAAUUAAAAUCAUCCGGCCUUUUGGACAUCAUCGUAACCAAGCUCCCUUCCGAGGUACAAAGCAGGUGGGGGAGACAAAUCGUGAAGAAUCACCCUGUCAGUCAAACACUCCAAGACUUUGCUACCUGGUUCAGCAAGUUCGUCAAAGGCGAAAUGAUGGCAAAGCAUAGUCAGAUUUCUCUGACACCAAUCACGCCAGCAAAACCGAAAAGCGGAUCAAAACCGGGCCGGCAGCCCGACAACAAAUCCGGAUUUUUACCGACUAUAAACGCAGUCACGCAUUCAGCGACCUCCGGCGGAUCAUCAUCGUCAAAAUCGAAGACGGCGCAGCAAGCGGAGGCGCCUCCAAAGAAGCUUAUUUGCCUCCUAUGCAAAGGCGAUCACCGCCUGGGACAGUGCAAGACUUUCGUUGAAAUGUCGCUCGAAGAAAGAAUAAAAAUCAUCAAAGAAAAUGGAUGCUGUCUCCGAUGCUUAAGCAAAGGACACAUGAGCAAGGACUGCACAAGCCGGAAGAAAUGCAUCAUCAACAAUUGCGGUCAACCGCAUCACUCAUUGUUACAUGACGCUCCGCGCUUGACCCCAACCGAACCAAAAUCAAUCCUAAAACCAGAGAAGACAGUCACGCUACCCUUGAAUGUGGCGACAGUCUCCGUCGACGACGACGAAUCAUGCACGGUGAUGCAAAUAGUACCUGUCACCCUCGAAGCGGACGGAAAAACAUUGGAAACGUUUGGAUUCCUCGAUCCAGGAAGCCAAACGACUUUGAUUUUAGAUCGCGCUUCAGAACAGCUCGACCUCGACGGCGAUGAAGAAAUGACAAAGCUAGGAACGUUCCAUGGAGACGACCCGAUCAUCAAAAUGAAGAAAGUUAAGUUCAACAUCCAACCAAGAGACGGAAGCCGAUCGUUUCCUGUGAAAAAGGCGUUUUCUGUUCCCAAGCUUAACAUCAACGCCCAGCAGAUUGAAUGGCCAGUCACAAAACGUGAAUGGGGCUAUCUUCAAGACGUGGACCUGCCGCAUAUCGACACCAACAACGUGACAAUCCUCAUAGGCAGAGACGUUAUGCGCGUCCAUGAUGUACUGGAGCAUCGCAGUCCACCCGACGGAACCGAAGCGCCAGACGGAAUCUUAACUCAUUUUGGAUGGAGCAUCGCAGGUCCCGUCCCAGAGUCACUGCUGAAGCGACAAACUUAUCGGCCCAUGUCAGUUAUGCACAUUUCACGUCAACAAUCCGACGAGUUCUUAAAUGAAGCUGUCCAGCGGUUCUGGAGAACGGAAUCGUACGGCGUCGGACUUUCUUCUCAUCAAAACCUACCACCCGAUGAUCAAAAAGCGCUUCGCAUUCUCCAAGAUACCAUCCGGCACACUGGCGAGCGCUACGAAGUCGGAUUGAUGUUAAAGAAUCCGGAAUUAAAUCUUCCGAACAACGCUGAAGUCGCCUUCCGUCAUUUCGCGUCAUUGGAGCGCCGCUUUAAAAAGGAUCCGGCGUUUGCUAAGAGUUAUGCGGCCGUCGUCAACGAGUACAUCGCAGCCGGCCAUGCAAAACUAGUCGACCCCAACUCUCCUUUCACUCGCGGCCAUGUAUGGUAUCUGCCGCACCAUGGAGUCACAGCGGCAAGCAAGCCCGGAAAAGUUCGGGUAGUUUUCAAUCCGUCAGCGCGCUUCCGCGGCACAUCAUUAAAUGAAGAGCUGUACAAGGGUCCGGAUUUACUUACUUCUCUCAUCGGAGUAUUAUUGCGCUUUCGGUUGCACCCAUGUGCAAUUUCUGGCGACAUUCAGAAAAUGUAUCAUCAGGUACAAGUGCCGGAACAUCAACAAUCAUUAUUGCGAUUUAUCUGGAGAGAACCAGGCAGCACGGAAGACCCACAAACAUUUCAGAUGACCGUUCACGUCUUCGGAGCUGUCUCCUCACCGACAAGCUGCAUUUAUGCUCUGCGACGGACCGCCGAAGACUUUGGACCCCAAUACCCAGGAGCCGCUGAGAAAGUAUUGAAGAAUAUCUACGUAGAUAAUUAUCUGGAUUCAGCCGAUACGGAAGCUGAAGCCAUCGCCCAGCGCCAGGAAGUAACUGAUCUUCUCAAGCACGGAGGAUUCAAUAUGGUGCAAUGGAUGUCAUCGUCCCGUCCCGUGUUGGCCUCUGUCAAUCAGGCUGAUCGAGCAAGAGCGCUGGAUAUCACCACCGAUCCUUUGCCCGUCGAGCGCACUCUCGGAAUUCUUUGGGAUUGCCAGCACGACGCCUUUAUGUUUAACUCCAACACCCGACUCGAUGUCAAAACGAAGAGGCAAGUCCUGCAAGAGAUUGCCUCGAUCUUCGAUCCAUUAGGAUUUCUUGUUCCAAUCGUGAUGGUGGCAAAAAUCUUGAUGCAAGAUAUCUGGCGAUCCGGAGUCGAAUGGGACGAUCAGCUCCCACAGGCCCUUCUCGAUGUUAGGAAGCGGUGGGUCGCUGACCUUCCCGCCAUCUCAACCCUGAAGAUUCCCCGAUGCUUUCGUCGAUCGACCCUGCCGUCGGAAUAUCAACUGCACGUCUUCACGGAUGCCUCAGAAUUAGGAUUUGCCGCUUGCGUAUUUCUUCGCGCGUCGUACAGCGAAUCCCAUGUUGGCCUCACUCUGAUUAUGGCAAAAUCAAGAGUCGCUCCUCUCCGCCAACUGUCAAUUCCGCGGCUGGAACUUCAAGGCGCAGUUCUCGGCGCCCAAUUAUGUGCCACCGUCAUCAAGGAUCUUGGCCCGAUCGCAUCCGCCGUUUAUUAUUGGUGCGAUUCACAGACAGUGCUACAAUGGAUACACUCGAAAACGUGUAAAUACCACGCCUUUGUCGCCCAUCGAGUGACAGACAUUCUGGAUAAAAGUGAAGCGACUCAAUGGCGUCACAUCCCCGGUGAGCUUAAUCCCGCCGACGACGGAUCCCGAGGUGUGUCCGCUGCCUUCUUCACCACUCAACAUCGCUGGUUUCGCGGCCCUGAUUUUUUAUUAAUGCCUGAAACGGCCUGGCCGCCACCGACGAACAUUGCCGAGCCGGCGAAUGACGACCCGGAAGUUUCACCCGCCAAAUGGAUUGGUUCUAUUCGAGUUCCGACGCCUCAUCCCAUUUUCGAGUUGAUUCAACGUUCUUCCGACUUCAUCAAAAUCAAAAGGAUCGUCGCCUGGCAGCUGCGCUUCCUUCGGAAUCAUUCUCUUUCGCUGAAAAAGUGUGUCAUCCCGUUAUCUCGAUGGCUCACAGCUCCGGAAUUGCGAAAACCCGUGCCAGUCACAUCCAAGCUGGCCACGUUGACCCCCUUUAUAGAUGCGUCCGGAAUCAUCCGGGUAGGUGGCCGGAUUCAACAUGCUUGUCUCCCUGAAGACACAAAACAUCCCAUCGUCUUGUCUUCCGACAGCCAGCUGGCGACGAUGAUCAUUCUCGACCUCCACCAUCGACUGACUCACGCAAAAACGGAGCGUUUGUUACAUAACCUCCGGGCGACGUAUCAUGUUCUGCAGCCGCGGGCCACCAUCAAGAGAGUGAUUCGUCCCUGCUUCGAUUGCAAGCGACGCGACAGCCAACCGGUGUGUCCACUCAUGGGUCCGUUGCCGGCCAGCAGAAUUAAAACACACCAGUGGCCGUUUUCUCACGUCGGAAUCGACUACUUCGGUCCGUUGUACGUCUCCAUGCUCCGACGGACUCUGAAGCGGUACGGAGUCAUGUUUACUUGCCUGGAUUGUCGAGCCGUCCACCUUGAACUGGCUGAUUCCAUGGACCUCGAUUCGUUCAUGAUGGCGUUUUCCCGUUUUACAGACCGCCGUGGAGUUCCUCUUGUCUGUUACAGCGAUAACGGAACCAAUCUAGUGGCUGGCGAACAAGAGAUCCGGGAUGCGAUCGCUCAAUGGAAUCCGGAAGCGUUGGCAAAAAAUAUGGCUGAUCGAAACAUCGAAUGGCGAUUUAGCCCUCCCGCUUCGCCUCAUUUCGGCGGGUCAUGGGAGCGGAUGAUCAAGUCCGCCAAGCUCGCCAUGCGAAUUGUAUUAAAGGAGCGAGUCGUCACUCAAGAGGUGCUGUCUACCGUCAUGACCGGUGUCGAAGCUUUGCUGAACGCCCGUCCAUUGACCCCGGUGAGCAGCGAUCCAACCGAAGUCGACGCUCUUACCCCUAAUCAUUUUCUUCAUGGACGGCCAAACAUUCAACUGCACUCUGACUUCGACGCUCAACCGCAGUUGCUCAGCAAGCGGCGGUGGAUGGACGCGCAGGAGAUCGUCAACCACGUCUGGAAUCGCUGGAUGCGCGAGUACCUCCCGUCUCUAAUCGAACGGACAAAAUGGCUCCGCCCACGGCGAAACCUAGCUGUCGGAGAUGUCGUCCUCAUGGAAAUGCCCAACCCGAAGAGAAGCACUUGGCCAAUCGGUCGAAUUGUUCGUGUAGAAGCUGGUGCCGAUGGAGCUGUCCGGUCCGCCGAAGUAGAAGUCACUCGCGCUGUACCUGGCAAAAAGGGCCGAAAAACUCUUUCCGACAUCAAGUCGAAAACGACCCGCUACAUCCGUUCAGCACACAAACUUUGUUUACUCGAGGCGGAUGAUCCAGAAGAUGUUUUCACCACUGAAAACAGGGCCGGCAAUGUGACGGACAGCCCGAUUCUCCCCGCCGGGUCAGAUGGGGCUUCCGCAAAAUGA
This is a messenger RNA of Daphnia pulex (common water flea), 6216 nucleotides long. RefSeq lists its product as uncharacterized. The coding region runs from base 1 to 6216 and encodes 2071 amino acids. The transcript is spliced from 2 exons. Gene Ontology annotation, molecular function: nucleic acid binding; zinc ion binding. NCBI's taxonomy places the organism in Eukaryota, Metazoa, Arthropoda, Branchiopoda, Diplostraca, Daphniidae. Gene Ontology annotation, biological process: DNA integration. The record is from RefSeq and is a predicted model, not a curated record.